Molecule: messenger RNA, 8771 nt
Organism: Porites evermanni
Lineage: Eukaryota; Metazoa; Cnidaria; Anthozoa; Scleractinia; Poritidae
Source: the annotation of a GenBank genome assembly
AUGUCUGAGGUCGAAUACAACAAUUUACUCUACCAGAUAAGUAAAAGACUCGAUGAGCUAGAUGUAGGCGACCAAUUACUGUUUUUGUGCAGAGGGAAAGUGACAGAUCAUGGCGAAGAAAACAUUCCAACCCGCUCGUUGAUUAAAGAAUUAGAAGACAACGGAUUUCUCAGUCCCGAUCGUCUAGUGCUAUUGAAAGGUAUUUUAAAAGGUGUCGAGGAAUGGACUCUUUUUCAACAAGUUGAAAAGUUUGAGGCCAAAAGAAAGGAAUACAGAUGCUUGCUUGAGAAGGUUAUUCGAGUACUCGACGAGCUAAAUGAUCUGGAACGGCUCAUCUCGAUUUGUACAGGAAAGAUAACAGUAGAGAGGCAAGGAAACAUUCAUGAUGUGCGAUCGUUGUUCAAGGAGCUAGAAAGCAACGACUGGCUGGGAAUUUAUUGCCUCGACACUCUAAAGGAGAUUUUAGCCCAAACAGAGAAAAUUGAUCUACUUAAGGAAGUGGAGGAGUUCAAGCAACGACUAAGUCGUGAACUGAAAUUUGAAAUGCGAAAAGGUAUCCACUGACAGUGCAGAUGUCUCAUUUCGUCAAAUUUGUUACCUACUCUUAUUCAUGUGUGUUUGCAUUAUACCUAAUAUGAUCAUCAUUUCUAAAAAUUUUUAAAAUUGCAUAUGUUUGUCUUAAAUGUUUUAGCGCAAGCUGCUUCCGUACUAUCAUCAGUUGGCGAGAAACUGAUCGGAGGUAAGAAGUAUAUUAUAUUACGCUGAUAAAUAAGCCCUAGCUAAAGGAAGGAAGACCGACUUACUACUCUACCAUUAAUUUCAGGAUUUCUAAUUAUGAGCAGCUAUAGGGAAACAUACGUGGGAAAUCGCACAAACAAAUGGUAACAGACCUUUUGCAAAGGGACACAUUCUCAGAAUAUUUGUCUAGUGGUGUAGGUUAUAUAAGUGUAAUUCAAUAUUCAAUUUGAAUUGUAAGGUCGGUGCUUGAGCAAGUUAAGCAAAAAGCCAAAAUUUAGUUUGUUUACGAUCUUGCUCAUUGUUAAGAACUAUAAAAUAAAGGAAAAGACUCAGCAUACGUGGAAUUUGAAGGUAAAUCGAACGCCGUUUGACUCGUCACAGGAAGGUAGUUUUAUAACUACCUGCUACUGGGCUGUUAUUAAAAGCAUUGUCAGACCGUCUGCCUAUAAGAAUGCAACAAAACUUUUUCUUUACAAGCCCUUUAAAUGUCAACACUCCAGGAACGAUAAGCGAAAAACGGGCUUGUUUUUUAAUUAUUGAAAAAUCCAGAAACAUUCAAUUACGUUAUACAAUAAAUUAUACCUUCAUUACCCGCCUACCGUAGCUGUUUAUGCCUGAGUGAACUAAUUUAAAACUUUUGAUUAAUUUGGGGACAAAAUUGGUUUGCAAUCGUGAUGUCUCCACUUUCACCUGUUUCACAUUUAAUUUAAAGUUGAAAAUAUAGUAAAUAAGUUUUAUGAUUUAAAAAGGUAUCUUCAUACCUACAUGUUUGUAAGCGCCGCACCUUAACUAUUACAUAGUUUUCACUUGUUUAGUGUCCUUAUUUUCCCUCAAAUCCUAUUUGCAUUGUCACUGCCAUUCCUUCUUGGCGCCAAAGAUACGGUGGCAGGAAGGAACUAACAUCUUCUGAGGUAAUGUUCGAUUCAUGAUUAACCAUUUUCAGGCUCCCUUCUUUGUGAUCCCUUCAAUUGCAUCGCAUGUUAUAAAACGGAUGGGAGGGUGGAAUCAGAUACAGAUCUGGGAACACGAAAAGUUGCCUGACAGGUACCUUAAUGCCUCGAAGAAUCUGCAAAUGGGAAGAGAGAAUAUACAUUGUUAGGGCGACAACGUUUUCGGCUAAAGACAACAUCUAGCUAGAGGCUUUCGCAACCCACUUUGAAAACUGUCUUUGUGUUUUGUUGUCUCUGCCCACUUAUUUGAGAACCUUAAAGAGUGCGUUCUAUUCUUUGUGUUUUAGUGUUGAACAUGAAGACUCUGUUCAAAGCUGUAGCAGGGGGCUUUACAAUCGCUUCCAGCUUGGAGCUAUUGAUUCGGGACUCAACAUAUGACCAGCUCGUCACGGCUGUUAACACCUGUGUACUUCCUUCUGGCACCAGCUUGAUUCAAAUAACCGAAGGCUGUGUGUGUCUCAAAGUUCAAGUAGAAAGUCUUUCAGCUCUUGAAAACCUGUGGAGCAUGUAUACGGACGGGACGCUAAAAGCACGCCUGCAAGCCUUAUUUGUCACUGACGAAAUGAGAGAAAUUGUUGGCGGAGAGCAAGUGGAAGUCAUAGUGACCAUCGACCAACUAGAAUGUGAGAAAGCCCGGACAGAGUUAAUCAGGGAAGCUCAAGGUGAAUAACAUAUUUGUAGCAGUUAGUUAAUUCCACCCAACAUACUUCCUGCAGUUACUCCGGCAAAACGGAUUUAGGGUUAUUGUCAAUGAAGGAGAGUCACUAAGAGACUAAGGGGUUGGUUUCGAAAGAAACUGUACCUUGGCGUAUGUGGGGGAAGAGCAAAAAAUUGGUAUUAUUGACUAGGUAAACGUAGAUUGGGCAUCAUAAAGAGAUUGAGAAACUGACGCUUUCGACGCUAAGGUUAGGCUUUCGUCAUAUACUGGAUGUGGGAGCUUGGUACAUAGUAACGUCUAAAACAACAACAAAAAAUAAUUGAAUACAUGAAGAGCGUUGAUUCUGUAGGUAUCAAGAAUGCCGAUUUGAAAGACAAUGUUUUUCUCUUGGCGUUUGCGUCAUCUUAAACACUUUAAUAUCUCUUAAAUAACACUGAAACCACAGGAUAUUUUAACAGCCACUUUAACAUGUUCCCAUGUUGAUAGGGUUAGCGAUUUUUAAUGAGAAAACGCUCUUAACACUAUGUUUACUUCCGAUUCAUUUUUUGUUCAAUUAUUUUAAUUUAUUCGCUCCUACAUUCAUUUGCCUUUCGUUUGACCACUUUUAAAGGUCCUGUUGUACAGAGGGAGGAGAGGCAGGUUGAAAAUUUUACCUACAUUAAUGUUCAGAGAUAUUUAGAACAAAACAAGCUGGAUAUCGAUUCACAUAGUACAACAACCGGAACAAGCGACAGUGGAAUGGCGGAAUCACAUGGUACACCAUCUGAGCUUGGAAUGGGAGAAACUAGCGGUAAAAUACACUUUAUAAUAAAACGCAUCAUUAGACCUAGAGCAUUUCAAUUAAGAACAACCAGAAAAAACUUCGUAUUAGAUAUUCACAUAGCAUAUAAAUACUAAGGAAUCGACAAAACGGAACAUUUUGUAAUCUUGCAUCCUGUUUAUUAUAAAUGCUUUUUCUUUCUCUGCUUUAAAAUAUUAUUUUGGAGGUUUUUUUGCACCUGCCGAGUUUUCACCUUGUUCCCUACCUCUUAUCUCUUUUAAGAACCGUGUGUGCAAUUGUGGAUAUCUAAAAUUGUGGAUAGCACUCUGGAGUUGUAAUUUCGGAAUUUAAAUGAAUUACCCUAGCGAUUAAAACGAGGGUUAAAUCAAUGUCCUAUUAUUAGAGGCAGUCAAGUUUGCUUUCAGUCUACAACUAGAGAACUUAUUACUGCUAUAAGCUUUCCUAGUGCCCAGCUUCCUUUUAUCAUGGUCUGUUUAAAGCAAAAAUAAUAUAGAUCUAGAUCUUAACUUUGCAACUUCGAUAGUCUUUGGCGCGGUAAGUCAAUCUUAUUAAAAAACCCACCGUAUUUACUCGAAGUAAAGGCUGCUUGCUUUAGCCACCCCUCAAAAUAACCACAGACUAUAUGUGGAGGGUCUGAAUGGGGGCGUCGUGGUCCACCUGUCGGUUGUCAGUUAAAAUUUAGUUACUUUGUCGGUAGUCGGUUAAAAUUUUCGAUCUUUGUCGGUUGUCAGUAAAUCUGUGUUGUGUUUGACGUCAUUUCCUCUUUAAACACAGAAUUCUUCCAAAUUUGGUCAUCAGUAACUGGUUAUGGUGAAUUAUGCGUGUACUUUUAGCCAAUCUGAAUUGGGGAAAUAUUUUGAAUGAAUAAUAAUAUCUAUUAUGUAUUUCCCAGUUUCAAGACUUUAAUUUGAUCCCUUAAGAAAGAAUAAACUUGCAAGAAUGCAUCAUUUGAUCAGUGCACUUAAACUUCAGUAACACUUUCCGGUUCGUUUAUUUCACCUUUUACCAAUAUAGUACUUACUGAUGAAAUCACCAAAACUUUUAUUGUAAAUGCGAACUUGGUUUCCCUGUUGAGUAAAGGGCACAAUAAAACGUAAUUAAUGGACAGAGAGGAAAACGCCAACUCUAGCCGUUUGGAUACUUAAUUAUUUUUAGUUAAAAACUUCAAGGGGAAACAGGCUACAAAUCUAUACGGGCGUGAAAUCGCGUGUUGACCUUAAUAUUUUGGCACUAACAAGCAUGUCCUUUGCAUUUUUUUUCUUUUCUUGUAGGAAAUAAAAAGUGGUUCUUUAAAAAUUUAGCAAAAUAGUGGUUUGUUUUGUAUGAGAUUCCACUUUUUCAUUAAAGCUUGUAUUAUAGUAGACACUAAGGGCUGGUAUUGCGUUAUAAAAGGCAUUGAAUAUUUCUUUUUCUUCCUUGGUGUUUUGGUGUCAGGAGCAUGGCCUUCCUUUCUGCGAGUUUUAUUUCUGAUAGCAAUUUUUCCUUUAAAAUUGUGUGGGUAGCCUCUGUCCAUCGGUUUUUGAAAAUUGAAACACUCGUCAAACGUUGCUUUAGAGGCGCUUGUUCGCAGGAUUCUUAAGGCUUCUUCAGACUUGACAAAUCCACUUUAACACUUAGUGAGGGACUAGAUUUCUAAAUGUGUACACUGAAUAUGUUUCUGUUUGUCUGUACAUCAAGGAUAGUUUUUUCCGUUGAAUAUUGUGCCAUGGUAUAGUGUUGGUACGGCCGUACCAUACAACCGUUUCUAAACAGUCUAAGUGCAUUGUCUCAGUGUCAGAUAUUUCGGCCGUGAAUUUCAUAGGGAUUAAGCGGAGUAUAAGUUUAAUUCUUCGAAGAAAGUUACGAUGUGCGGUUUACUUAUGUCCAUUCUCGUCCGCAGAGCCCGUCGUUUCUUGGUCGCUUGGUCUUGAAACCACUGGUUCGUUACAAAUUAAAUAUAAGCCGCGUGGCUCGGGAACAAAAAUAACUUAUGCCCCACAGGGAAAAAAUGUCAUCACAGAUGUAGCUUUUUCAAACAGUUGGCUUAAAGAUGGUUUUGCUUAGACUUUGUCUUUCACUAUAUGCCGAAAAUGGUCGGAAAGCAGGGGUGUAGCCAGGAUUUUUCCAGAGGUACGCACAACUAUUUCCAAAUUCCUCUAGUCACCCCCUUGUAACAAAGUUUUCAUGCUUUAAAAAUCUAGCUUGCCGCUAUUUACGCGCUUUUUCCAGCCUGCCAGUUCUAAAAAUAUAUCGGUCCACCAAUGAAUCACCAGUUUCUUCUCUGGAAACUGACAGUUGGGGGUAAAAAAAAAAAAGUGCGUUGUUUUAGAAAAAUAUAUUUCAAAGAAACAAGCAUAUCGGUCCACCAAUGAAUCACCAGUUUCUUCUCUGGAAACUGACAGUUGGGGGUAAAAAAAAAGAAGUGCGUUGUUUUAGAAAAAUAUAUUUCAAAGAAACAAGCAGACUUAGUAAUUGAAUUGAGAAAUAUUGUUUUUUAUUUAUUCAUUUAUUUGCUUUUUUCAGAUAACUGGCAUUUCCAUUUCAUAUUACUAUUUUUUUCUAUCCUCGACUUUUUAAUUAAACGCACGUGCAGCGUACCUUGCUUAUAGGUAGAUACGCCCCUGGAAAGGAAACUACUGUCUUUGUGCUCAUCGCGGUAACGUUUGUUUUUACUGAUAGUGCUUUCCAUUAAACUGGAAAGACUUUUCUUUGACGAUUAAUCUAAGCAUUUCUCGCGGGUAAUGUGUAGGAAUAAGAGGGUUGUUUUCGUAUAAAUUUUCAUAUGCUCUGCAAACUAUUUCAAUACCCUCGUUUUUUGGUACAUUUGAGUAAAUACUUGCGACGUCCAUCGAAACAAAAAAUAGUCUUAGCCUUUAGUUUUUCACCUUUAUCUUUUCAAUGUUUUUUUUUAAAGUCGGUGGGAUCGAUCUUCUCAACAAUCAAAAGAGGAAAUUCUUUCGGUUGGACCAUCUGAUGAGUCAUAAAUAUACAGAGGUUACGUCCUAAGCUAGAAUAAAUACAAAGCUCUUUUUUCUGAAAACAAAUAUCGAUAAUGUUAGUCCAAGUCAACCUCGUUCCCAGGGUUCUCUCCUACCCGCGAGCGAGGAGAGAACCCUGGGAACGAGGUUGGAUCCAAGUCGGUACUCGGUUAAAAUUUUCCUGUCGGUAGUCGGUGAUUGUUUUCUCGUUUUGUCGGUAGUCGGAAUAUCUUAGUCUCCCAAGACAUGAACCAUGCAAUUACACUACCGAAUGGCUUUCCUCUUAAUUGUCUAUUCUAUGAAGAUGACUUAGUUUUAAUAUCUAGAAGUGCUGCCAGUCUCCAGAAACAAUCAACUCGGUAUUCUUCAAAAUUAUUGUGAGAAGUGGCUACUUAAACUACAAAAAAACCCCGUUCAUAUUCCAAAAACAAAAUCGUAAAUCAACUUGAGAAAAAUAUGUCUUCUUUCUAAACGGAAAAGAAAUUUAAAAUGCUCAAGAAUACACUCAUCUAGGUACAACCUUUAACUCAAAUGGAAAUUUUUCAACCUCAAAACAACGAUCUAUCAAAUCGCGUGGAAAGACAUAACGCAAAUUUAUAAACACUAUUUAGGUUUAAACAGAAGGGCCCCAAAUGUGGGAUCUCGAAACGAAAUUGGAAGGCGGUCUCUGAAAUGAAACAUUUAUUUAAAGAUCAUCAAAUUUUGCAUUGAUCUCGAGAAUCUUCCAGAAAAAAAGUAUUGCGAGACAGUGUCUCAAACUCUCAAUUCAAGUAGCAGAUGCCAAAAGACAAUCCUUCAUGGACUCCGUCAUUGAGAUUCUAUAGCACUAUGGUUUUGCAGAUAGAAUAGAACUACACGAUUUACAUUCAACAAAACGUCCAAAGGAACUUACUCAAAUUGAAACAAAAGAUAAUGAUAAAUUUGCGAACUCACCAAAUGCAAUUGUUCAAUCAAAAUAAAAAUUAACUCCUACUUUACUGUUCUUUUAAAAUCAUUCAAUACGCUUCUGUUCAGAUGGAUCUAAUUGAAAGUUUGCAACACAGACAAUCCGUUGGGAAAUUGAGAUUUCGAAAGCAUGAUUUAAGAAUUGAAAUCGGUAGAUACUGUGUCCUAAAGAUUCCAGAAAAUGCUAGAAGACAUGUAUGUCAACACUGUUCAUGUAAUAACAUUCUUUGAUUGUAGUCUCUACAGCUACGCAAGAGAACAAUUAUAUGACGAUAUUACUUUUAAAUAUCCCAGAUUUACUAAUCUAAGGGCGCUUUCCAAAAGUGAGAACUCGCCGGCCGGACUAUGGCCGAACCAGUCAUUUUGACAAUGAAAUGAUUUUGAUUAAAAGUGAAAUUCUCCUUACGACGGGAACGGCCCGGCCGGUCAGUUCUGACAAAUGGAAAGCGCCCUAGGUUGAUAGAAAAAACAUUGCUUCUUUUUCAAAAAUGUAGAAACUACAAUAUAUUUGUAAAAAACUAGGUUAUUUCAUUUUUGAAGGAUUCCGGAGAAGAAAAUUAAGAUUUCGUAAUUUUUUGUUCCUGAUUAUCUCCCGUUAGCAUUAUGAUCACUUUGUUACCACAAUUGUACUUUUAAUCCAAAGGAAUCCUACCCUACUUUUUAGUCUAAUAUAAAUAUCUUUUUAGGGGGAGUUACUUUUCUUUUUAAUCAGUUAUUAAUGUAUUUUAUUUUUAUAUUAUUUUUCCUUUUUAUGCAACACUAUUUACGUAAAUGGUACUGCGAAAUAAACAUUGUUGUUGUUGUUGAUGGUUUCUAACUUAGGGUAAAUACCUCAUUGCAUUUUUAAGCAUUUGCUCUUCUUCCUAGAUUCUGUAUCCAAUCUGUGUUUAAGAGAUCUGAGUAAGGCAGUGAUGGCAGAACUGGCCCGCAGACUUCAAUCGGAUCCCACUGCUCUACGACGAUUUUAUCAGUCUUUUGGGCUUGAUCCUGAGAAACUGCCCCCCUAUAUGCUGAACAAGAUAGCCGAAUUCUUUCCUCACACCCCAGUCAAGCUGUUAAGAGACGUUUUACAGGAGUUGCAGUUGUAUGACCUCGUGGAAAUGUUGGAGAAAGUAAAAUGGCGGUCACUUCGUCCUUCUCUUCCCCUGAAAGAAAUGAAGAAGUUAUUAAACGCCAGUGAACGUCCUACAAAGUUUUAUAGUAAAGCAGAAGUUUUGGUGAUCGAGUAUUCAGAUAGGGAGGCUGUUGCACAGGUUUAUCCAGAUGUUGAGAGAAUUGGAUGUUUUUUCCAAGCUCUAAAUUCACAGAGCAAAAUGACUAGAUUAACAGCAAAGUUUGCAGGACAAAAGCAGAAUGAGCUGGUGGUGCUGAGGAAUAGAAAGAGGACAGAAGAACGCCUUGACCUGAGAGCACGCGACAAGGAAGCAAUUUUCAAAGAACAUCUGCAAAAACAGACGUCAAAGAGUGAUUACAACGUAUUUUACCCCCCCAAGAGUGAGCUUGCUACUUAUCUUCUUACGGAAGAGGAACGGAGCGCGUUUCAAGAAGGACCGGCGGUGAUAAAACUCCUUGAUAAGGUGAUAGAGGAAAGAGGGCGGAGAAAAGUGAAAAUAGAGAAAAUCGUAAAGGAGAUACAACAGAAGGAGGAAGAACUAAAAAGACAUCAGGAGGGAGAGAACAAAAAAUUCAAAAUGGCCGUAUCAACCGUCACCAACAAAUGGAUCCACGAAGCGAAAGAUGAA